AUGUUUCCUUGUCCUGAGGAUCGUGUAUGUCGACCACAAUUUAAAAACAAAGGAAACCGAUUUGAUCAAAGACAACAAGACAUUUUAAAUACUUGGCAAUCAGAAAUAUGCAGUAAUGAUGACCUUCCAGAAGUUGAGUUAAUCAGUUUGCUGGAAGAAACCAUACCACAGUACAAAUUGAGAGCUGAUACUUUAACACAAUUUACUGGUUAUGAAAAUAAAGAUUGGUAUAUUCCUAGUCCAGCAUCAAAUGAAGACGAAGUUGAUACAGCAAGUCUUUCAAAAGAAUAUAUUCGUGAAACAUUAAACUAUUUUCGUAAGUAUAUAAGACUAGAAAAUGGAUCAAUUAAACUAAAAAGAUAG
This is a messenger RNA of Macrosiphum euphorbiae (potato aphid), 363 nucleotides long. Lineage: Eukaryota; Metazoa; Arthropoda; Insecta; Hemiptera; Aphididae. The record is from the annotation of a GenBank genome assembly.